GCAAAACAUCUGCCUCUGUUAUUCUAUUCUCUCUUUGUCCCUGCUUCUCUUCUCAUCUCCUCAAAUAUAAAGCUUUGCUUUCCUUAGCAACUCUAAUGGCAUCUUACACAGUGGUCAUUGUCCCUCUCAGGAACAGUCCUAACAGUCUGGAUGCAUUGCAGUUCUUCCUCUGGGUGAAGAAGAUGAAGGACUUGGAGAGGGAAAAGGACUUUUUGUGGAUUGGAUUGCAGGCUUUAGAGCAGGUGCGAGAGAAGUUAUGCUACAACCUAGAAGACAACAUGGAAGUGCAAGACCAAUUCAAGAAAGGAGAGAUGAGAAAAGUGUUUCUAGACACCCCCACCCUACUGUUGGCUCAGAUCCACAGAGUGAACAGGACCUUAAGGAAUCUACUUUGUGACUCCAGGAAUCCAAUAGAAGGUACUGAAGGACACCAGCCCUCUCCUACCUGUUCAGAAGAAAGUGCUAGUUUUUAAACAGCUAUUUGUUUUGAAAUUCUGUAUUGCAUUUUCCUGUAUUUUGUGCUUGUAGAAUGUAUUCUGAGUGGAUUGAAAUAAUAAGUUUCUGUGCAAUAAAUGAAAAAUUGCCUAA
This is a messenger RNA of Cyprinus carpio (common carp), 588 nucleotides long. RefSeq names its product suppressor APC domain-containing protein 1. The record is from RefSeq and is a predicted model, not a curated record. Lineage: Eukaryota; Metazoa; Chordata; Actinopteri; Cypriniformes; Cyprinidae.